Messenger RNA from Heterocephalus glaber (naked mole-rat), 2638 nucleotides. It is a transcript of the gene Calhm1, whose product is annotated as calcium homeostasis modulator 1. Gene Ontology annotation, molecular function: monoatomic cation channel activity. Gene Ontology annotation, cellular component: plasma membrane. Lineage: Eukaryota; Metazoa; Chordata; Mammalia; Rodentia; Bathyergidae. The record is from RefSeq and is a predicted model, not a curated record.
CUCCUGAGCUGCCCGCCCACCCCUCCCCCAACACAUCAGGCAGGGGCUGUGCCCACCCCAGCAGCUCAGACCCCGGAACAGCUAGGCCCACCGAUGCUGCAGCCGACACCAGGAAUGUCGCCUCCUUUGCUGGGUCUCCUUCAUCCUGGGACACCCAUGGGUGCCCCUCAGGGAGUCCUGCAAGGGUCUUUCAGGCACCCCUAGCUGGCAGCUGCAGGUCUCCGGGGCCAGUGCUCUCCCCGACCUGUACUCUGACACACAGCAUUUCCUCCUGGCCUCAAAGAACAGGAGGGAAGCCGAAAAAGAGACAAGCCGAUUCCCUGAGCUCCCUCCACCCUGCACUCCUACCCCACAAGAGGGUUAGCUGGGGCUCACAGCUGGGAAGCUUCAGCUGAUAGCUUCACUUCUCUGAGCCCCAGCCCGACCUCUGAAGUGGGGGCAGUGGGACCCAUCCCGCAGCGGUGUGUCUACGAUGCCCGUGAAGGGCCUGGCACCGGGUUCCUCACUGGGGCAGCCAGGCCAGCAUCAGCUCACAAAGACCACACGUGUGGCUGCACACCACACCUACAUACGCAGCCAGCACCAGCAAACUCACACCUGGACACAAACACUGGGGAACAGAGCCACCACCCCACACUACACCCCAUCAGGGCUCUGUCAGCCCCACGUUAGUGCCCUGCCCCAGACAGGAGCCAUCAGCUGGAGCCAGACCUGCUCUGCCCUUCUAGGAGAACCUUGACAUCAGAGGGCGCCCAGGCUAGGCCCUCAGGGCUGACCCUGCUGGCCCUGCGGAGACUCCAGGCGCCAGGCUGGUCCCCCACUGCCACACCCCUUCACAUUGUGAGCUGGGGAGGUAGAGGCAGGAGGUGAAGCCAGGAAGGAGUCUGCUGUCCACAGCCCACAGACACAGGGGCACCCACGGAGACACGGGCUGGACACACAGGUGCCUGAUUCUCACAGGCAGUGGCUCCUGGCCCAGGCAAUCUGUCCAAUCCAAGUGCUAGAGCCCAAAUCCAGGGCAUCUCACUCCAUGCUGUGGCCGGGUUAACUCUACCUCCUCCUGCCCUGCACCACCCCACUGUGGCCCACAGCACCAGCUCUGGCCCCACCACCAGCACACGCAGGAGCCCCUGGGUCCCAGACGGGCCCAGCAGGGGAGGCUGCAGGACAGCACCAUGCUUGCUUCGGCAGUGGCCUCUCCAGCCCAGCAGCGCCUCUCCUGCCUGUGCCCAGCCAGCCUCUCUCUCCUCCCCCACUCCCGGGAGAGCUGGUCCCCACCAGGUGUGGCCUCCCCCACUGCACUCAGGCUGGGGAGGAAGCUGGGGAGGGUGGAGAGCUGGGGAGGGGCGCCAGGGUUGGGCUGCACCCUCUGGCUCGCUCUCGCUCAGGCCGCACCUGACUGGGAGGGGCCUCAAGCGACAGUAACUUGGCCCCCACCUUGAGCCUGCCAGCCCAGCCGGGAGGGCCGCAUCAUGCAGGGGGCACCCCGUGGGCAGGAUGGGCCGCCAGAGCCACCUCAGAGGCCGAGGUGAGGUGGCAGGGCUGCCGAGCCUGCGGGCGCCAUGGACAAGUUCCGGAUGAUCUUCCAGUUCCUGCAGUCCAACCAGGAGUCCUUCAUGAACGGUGUGUGCGGCAUCAUGGCGCUGGCCAGCGCCCAGAUGUAUUCCGCCUUCGACUUCAACUGCCCCUGCCUGCCGGGCUACAACGCGGCCUACAGUGCGGGCAUCCUGCUGGCACCACCGCUGGUGCUCUUCCUGCUCGGCCUGGUCAUGAACAACAACGUGUCCAUGCUGGCCGAGGAGUGGAAGCGGCCCCUGGGCCGCCGGGCCAAGGACCCUGCCGUCCUGCGCUACAUGUUCUGCUCCAUGGCGCAGCGCGCCCUCAUCGCUCCCGUGGUCUGGGUGGCCGUCACCCUGCUGGACGGCAAGUGCUUUCUCUGCGCCUUCUGCACCGCUGUGCCAGUGGCAGCACUGGGCAACGGCAGCCUGGCGCCCGGCCUGCCCGCUCCUGAGCUCGCCCGCCUGCUGGCCCGGGUGCCCUGCCCAGAGAUCUAUGACGGCGACUGGCUGCUGGCCCGCGAGGUGGCUGUGCGCUACCUGCGCUGCAUCUCCCAGGCGCUGGGCUGGUCCUUUGUGCUGCUGACCACGCUGCUGGCCUUCGUGGUCCGCUCGGUGCGGCCCUGCUUCACGCAGGCAGCUUUCCUCAAGAGCAAGUACUGGUCCCACUACAUUGACAUUGAGCGCAAGCUCUUCGAUGAGACAUGCACGGAGCACGCCAAGGCCUUUGCCAAGGUCUGCAUCCAGCAGUUCUUCGAGGCUGUGAGCCAUGACCUGGAGCUGGGCCAUGCCCACGGGGCCCUGGCCACCGCCACCGCAGCCUCCGGGCCCCACAGCCCGACUGACGGCGCAGGAGAGGAAAAGGACAAGCUUCGAGGCAUCACUGACCAGGGCACCAUGAACAGGCUGCUCACCAGCUGGCACGAGUGCAGGCCACCUCUGCACCUGGGCCAGGAGGAGCCACUGCUGGGCAAUGGCUGGGCGGGGGGCGGGUCCCGGGCCCCACGCAGGGAAGUGGCCACCUACCUCAGCAGAGUGUGACCCUGGAGCCACACAGAACAAAGGCUCCCGGCAGCCCCCAU